Molecule: messenger RNA, 2359 nt
Organism: Glycine soja
Lineage: Eukaryota; Viridiplantae; Streptophyta; Magnoliopsida; Fabales; Fabaceae
Product: probable auxin efflux carrier component 1b
Exons: 6
Coding region: 170-1957 (595 amino acids)
Biological process (GO): auxin polar transport; auxin export across the plasma membrane
Cellular component (GO): endoplasmic reticulum; plasma membrane
Molecular function (GO): auxin efflux transmembrane transporter activity
Source: RefSeq, a predicted model, not a curated record
AGGAGGAGGAGGUUCAUUGUGUCUUUGCAGCAGCAGAAAAGAGUUAUAAAAGCUUGAGAAAAGCCCCAGCUUUUACUCCUUGAUAAUGCCUUAAACUUAACUCAGCCCUUUUCCAACUUGUCUUUUCUCCGGCCACCGCUAUCUUCAUCUCUUAAACCUUAUUAUAACGAUGAUAACUUUGUGGGACUUGUACCACGUUCUGACCGCGGUGGUGCCGCUCUACGUGGCGAUGAUCCUGGCCUACGGGUCCGUGAAGUGGUGGAAGAUCUUCACCCCUGACCAAUGCUCCGGCAUAAACCGCUUCGUGGCACUCUUCGCAGUCCCACUCCUCUCCUUCCACUUCAUCUCCACCAACAACCCUUAUGCCAUGAACUACAAGUUCAUCGCCGCAGACUCGCUCCAGAAAGCCAUAGUCCUCGCAGUGCUCUUGGUGUGGUCAAGAACUAGCUCAAGAGGCUCACUUGAAUGGUCCAUAACACUCUUCUCUCUCUCAACACUCCCCAACACGUUGGUAAUGGGUAUCCCAUUGCUGAAGGGGAUGUACGGUGAUGCCUCGGGAACACUCAUGGUUCAGAUUGUGGUGCUUCAGUGUAUUAUUUGGUACACCCUUAUGCUGUUUUUGUUUGAGUACAGGGGCGCGAGGCUUCUUAUAGUGGAGCAGUUUCCUGAUACUGCGGCUUCGAUUAUUUCAUUCAAGGUUGAUUCGGAUAUUAUUUCGUUGGAUGGGAAGGAGCCGCUUCAGACGGAGGCGGAGGUUGGUGAUGACGGGAAGCUUCAUGUGACGGUGAGGAAGUCGGCGAGUUCGCGGUCGGAGAUUUUCUCUAGGCGCUCUCAUGGCCCCAACUCGGUGUCGUUGACUCCGAGGCCUUCGAAUUUGACCAAUGCGGAGAUUUACUCGCUGCAGAGCUCGAGGAACCCGACUCCGAGAGGCUCGAGUUUUAACCACACGGAUUUUUACUCCAUGGUGAAUGGUAAGAACAACAACAACAACAACGUGAGUAUGAGUCCGAGGCAGAGUAAUUUUGGAGGCUUUGAUGAAGAAAGUGGUGGGGGUGUGAGGGUGAAUGGUGGUGCUGGUGUAGGUGGGUACCCUGGGCCUGCGAAUGCGGGGAUUUUUUCUCCGGUGGCGGCGAAGAAGAAGGGUGGUGAGAGUGGUGGUGGAGGGAAGGAUCUCCACAUGUUUGUGUGGAGUUCGAGUGCUUCGCCGGUGUCGGAAGGUGGAAUCCAUGUCUUCAGAGGUGGUGGUGGGGAUUAUGGGAGUGACCAGCUUCCUGUUGGUGGGGUGGCUCACCAGAAAGAUUAUGAUGAGUUUGGUCACGAUGAGUUUAGCUUCGGGAACAGAACCGUUGCUAAUGGGGUUGACAAGGAAGGGCCAGUGCUUUCAAAGCUUGGCUCGAGUUCCACAGCUGAGCUUCGCCCUAAAGCUCAAGGUGAAGCCAAACCUACUUCCAUGCCACCAACAAGUGUUAUGACAAGGCUCAUUUUGAUUAUGGUUUGGAGGAAGCUGAUUAGGAACCCCAACACAUAUUCCAGCCUCUUUGGUCUCACUUGGUCUUUGAUCUCAUUCAAAUGGAAUGUUGUUAUGCCAGCAAUUGUUGCUAAAUCGAUAUCAAUUUUAUCUGAUGCUGGUCUAGGGAUGGCAAUGUUUAGCCUUGGGUUAUUCAUGGCAUUGCAGCCAAAGAUUAUUGCGUGUGGAAACUCGGUUGCUUCCUUUGCUAUGGCAGUUCGUUUUCUUACUGGUCCUGCAGUCAUGGCUGUUGCUUCAAUCGUAGUAGGGCUCAGGGGAGUUCUGUUGCACAUUGCUAUCGUACAGGCUGCUCUGCCUCAAGGGAUUGUUCCUUUUGUGUUUGCUAAGGAAUAUAACGUUCAUCCUGACAUACUAAGCACGGGGGUUAUAUUUGGGAUGCUAAUUGCUCUUCCUAUUACUCUAGUUUACUACAUUUUGCUUGGACUUUGAAGCAUGUUGAGGACGUGAAAAAAGGAACCACCAAGUCACGAAAAAAAAGAGACUAAUUGCAGUGGAUAUUACACUACCCUUUUGUUAUAUUUAUAGGUUAAUUUUUUUGGCAUCCUCUAACAAUGGUAGAAUUUCGGAAUGAAGUUAGUGAGAGAGGGGGGAGUGACGUUGUAAUUAAUCAAUCUCCAAAACACAAACAAUGGUGAGAGUUGGGAAGGCAAGGAGAUGGUAUAUUUUAGGGCUAAUGGCUACUACUAGGAAACUUUUGUUUUGGCGGUUUUAGCCUUUUUUACUGUGAACCCCACUCAACUCUUUUAUUAUAUAUUUUGCUUCGUUUUAAUGGAAAAAAGAGAAAGUGAAGCUUGUUUGUAGUUGUCGACACCUUUCUCUUUCUUUUCACAA